Messenger RNA from Lindgomyces ingoldianus, 4138 nucleotides. Its product is annotated as DNA repair protein. Gene Ontology annotation, biological process: error-prone translesion synthesis; error-free translesion synthesis. NCBI's taxonomy places the organism in Eukaryota, Fungi, Ascomycota, Dothideomycetes, Pleosporales, Lindgomycetaceae. Gene Ontology annotation, cellular component: nucleus. Gene Ontology annotation, molecular function: damaged DNA binding; DNA-directed DNA polymerase activity; deoxycytidyl transferase activity. The coding region runs from base 101 to 4138 and encodes 1345 amino acids. The record is from RefSeq and is a predicted model, not a curated record. The transcript has 5 exons.
GGGAGACCACCAGCUGGGACGCGGAGCCCAUAAACGCUCGCGGGUAGCAUGCCGGCCAUUGCGACCAAGCGAAGCAACAACUGCUGGGGUAGGUAAUGGAAUGUAUAAUUGGAGAGAGAGGAAGCUUUGCACGAGCAGAGUGGGGGUUUGCAAAGGGCUGAGUGCACAGAAAGCGAAGCAGAAAACAGAAAACGAAGAUGGCGGGCAGCUCGAGAUACAAAAUCUUCGCCAAGAUUUCUCGAGAAAAGCUGUGGAUCGCGCUUGGGCCGCUGCUCACCGCCCGCCAGUGCUUGAUUCACCCGGCAGAAAGACGACGCGCCGACAUUCACUCAUCUCCCCGCCGACAUGCGGGAGCCUGCCAGCGCCAUCGCAGCAUGACAAUCCCUCCGGUGCACCCCCUACGACCCCCGCUGAGCACGCACCCUCUCUGAAGGCUACAAUGGGGUCGCGCCUCGAAAGCAACUCGAGUGCCGUUCGGAAGCGUAUUUCAAAUCACUCUUUCGAGGAUGAGGAUGGCGACGAGUACGAGGGCUCCAAGUUCGGCGGGUUUUCCGACUAUUUCAGGCGGAAGAAGAUCAAGUUACAGAAUCUGGACGCCGACCUGCGCAGCCAAUCCGUCGACAAGCCGGCCAUAUUCAAAGGAAUCGUAGCCCACGUCAAUGGAUACACGCAACCGUCGUUGAACGACCUGCACACCCUCAUCGUCCAGCAUGGAGGAGGCUUUAUGCAGUACCUUGACGGCAAAACCACCGUCACGCACAUCAUCGCCAGCAGUCUGACCCCGAAGAAGGUGGUUGAGUUCAGGCGAUAUCGCAUAGUCAAGCCAGGGUGGGUGGUGGCCAGCAUAAAAGCAGGGAGACUGUUGCCUUGGAAUGACUAUCGAGUGGUAGACGAAGGCGACAGCCAGAGAGUCUUAGCAUUUGACAACGGAAAAGUAUUUAGCAAGGCCAAUGUCAAGGCCAGGGGCUACAGGGACCAAACGGAUACCAGCUGGUACACCAGCCAGUUGAGGGGCAGUCAGGCUGAGUCACCAUCACCCCCACCCAGUAGCACAAUGCCCUCCCGAUUCUCUAUGCAGAGGUCACCGAUGUCACACGGCGGUAUUGAAGAGCUCCCGCCUUCGCACCAGCCAGAGAUGGAGUCUCGCGAUACUAGCGUGCUCGACUCAGGGCCUGACAACGUUUCGAAACCGAGGAAGCUCGUCGCACCUCCUAAGACGAGCCCCUCACUCGGGUCACAGGUGCACCAUGAAGAGAAUGUCAAUUCAAAAUAUCUAAUCGCAGACCAAGAUGACAGCCUCUAUGCUGACCCCACCCCACCAGAUGCCCCUCAAGCCCGGCCACGUUCUGUCUCUCCCGUGAAACGACCAGUUGAAGAUGGAGACGAGGAACCCGUAGAACCCCCUCCGAAGAAAACUAAACUCACAGCUGAAGAGCACAAUGCAAUCCUCCUUCGUGACCCCAAAAUCCGCAAAUCUACCGUCGUUGACCCAAACUUUCUCGAGCAAUACUACCGUGAGUCCCGCCUGCACCACCUAUCCACCUGGAAAGCAGACCUUAAGUCUCAGCUCCAGGCAUUAGCCAACGAGAGGACCUCGUCUCAGCAGCGGAAGCACAAAAGACCACCUGGUGCUAGACGAUACGUUCUCCACGUCGACUUUGACAGUUUCUUCGCUUCAGUAAGUCUCAAGAAGAAUCCACAGUAUAAAGAUAAACCUGCGGUCGUCGCUCACGGAAACGGCAACGGCUCCGAGAUUGCAAGCUGCAACUACUCGGCGCGCAAAUUUGGGGUUAAGAAUGGUAUGUGGAUGAAGAGAGCCAUGGAGCUCUGUCCGGAUCUCAAGAUCUUACCGUACGACUUUCCAGCCUACGAAGAAGCGAGUCGAGCGUUCUAUGAUGCUAUCCUUGCAACCGGGGGGCUCGUUCAGAGCGUCAGCAUCGAUGAGGCGCUCAUUGACGUCUCUAGUCUUUGCGCGGCCACAGGUGGUAGUGACGGGAGGAAUGUAUCCGAGGGAAGCGUCUACCGGGAACAGGCCAAGGCAGAUGAGAUCGCACAGUCGCUACGGAAUCAAGUCAAGGAGAAAACAGACUGCAACGUGUCAGUCGGUAUCGGUGGCAACAUCUUGCUUGCCAAGGUCGCGCUUCGCAAGGCGAAACCAGCUGGUCAACAUCAGAUCAAGCAUGAAGAGAUCCUCGAUUUUAUCGGACAGCUACAGGUUCAAGAUCUCCCUGGUGUAGCAUGGUCAAUUGGUGGCAAACUCGAAGAAAUGGGGAUCAAAUUCGUCAAGGACAUUCGAGAGUUCCCAAAGGAACGGCUAAUCCAGACGUUGGGCCCGAAGACGGGAGAGAAGUUGUGGGAGUACUCGCGUGGCAUUGACCGCACAGAAGUCGGCGAGCAAGUUGUCCGGAAAUCCGUGUCCGCGGAAGUGAGUUGGGGUGUUCGGUUUGAGAACCAAGACCAAGCAGACGAGUUCAUCGGAAGUCUCUGUGGCGAGUUGCAAAAACGUCUUAUUAAAGAGAAGGUCAAGGGAAAGCAAUUCACUAUGAAGAUCAUGCGCCGUUCGCCAGAUGCUCCUCUCGAUCCGCCGAAGCAUUUAGGCCACGGAAAAUGCGAUACGUAUAAUAAGAGUAUGGUCCUUGGUGUUGCUACAAAUGCAAAGGAUGUCUUGACCAAGGAGGCCCUAAGUAUCCUCAAAGGCUUCGGUUUCUCUCCGGGUGAGCUUCGAGGCAUAGGCGUUCAAAUGACGAAGCUCGAACAUAUCAAAAGCACCAUAGACGGCCAAUUCGAAAGCUCCCAACGCCGUCUCCAAUUCAAAGUCAACGUCAACGCCGAAACCACCAGCACCCGCAAAGCCCCCAAAAUUGCCGACGCAGACCCUAUCCAGGACGACCCAGAGACGCCCAGGAAGCCAAAAGCUGUAGGAAGAGCGGAUGCAGACCACAUCUCCUUCGGCGCACAACAACUCAAUCACUCAACGCCGUCCCGCCGCCCCCUUAAUACUCUCGGAACGCAGUUUAUUUUACCAACACAAGCCGAUCCCAAAGUCCUCGCCGAACUCCCCGAAGACAUCCGCUCGAAACUGCUCAGACAAGUGCGGCAAUCGUCGCCGACGCCCGCGCCGCGGAACCCACCUGCCCCCCCAGCAGCACACAAAUCCUGUGAAUCCUUACCCCACGUUCCAAAGGGCAAGAGCAAAGAACAUGAAGACAGAGAUAGAAUACCCCUAACCGCCCUCCCCGCCCACUCCCAACUCGACCCCUACAUCCUCGCCGCCCUACCCGCAGACGUCCGCGCUGAGGUCCUUGCACAAUACGCUGACUCUGCAACGCCUUCUACCAUCCCUCUAACCAUCCCUUCCUCCCCGCACGACAGAAAACCAGAUCAAACACUUCUCCCCCAAUCCCCACGCAAAUCCAGGAUCAUUGGGAUCCCCACCAAAAAACCCAACAGUGGAUUGCCGGUGAAACGGGGGCGAGGCCGUCCGCCAAAAUCCGCACAACUUGCAGCGGCCGCGGCCGCGAGUGUGAGGAGUAAGAGUGGGAAAAUCGUCGACACCGCAGAACACAGUGGAGGUGGAGGCAGAAGUGGAAGCGGAGGUGGGGGCGUCGAGGAACUUGACCCGGACUUCCUCUCCGCGCUGCCCGAGGACCUACGGAGAGAAGUGGUGGAGGAACAUCGCAGGAAGAAAUUACAGGCUUCCAGACUCGCUGUCACGAUCGCCAGGAAGCAGAAAGAAGCUGCGCUUCCCCCAGUGGUGAAAAGGCCACAACGUAUUAAAAUCCCUAGACCCCCCAAACCAACAUUUACGACGCGCAGGCUGUGGGACGUGGUGGAUUUGCGAACAGCGAUUCGGGAUUGGGUGAGGGAGUUCAGCGAUGAGGGGCCGUAUGGCGAGGAUGUGGAGGCGUUGGGGAGGUAUCUCGGGAGGGUUGUCGGCGAGGAGAGGGAUUUGGGGAAGGCGGUGGGAGUUGUUAGGUGGUUGAUUUGGGUGGUGGGAGAGGUUGACGAUGAGGGGAGUGGGGAUAGGGAAGGGAACGGGGGGUUUGAGAAGAACAAGUGGGACGAUGCUGUGCAGAGGGUGAAGGAGGGUGUUAGGGAAGCUGGGAGGAGAAGGGGGUUGGGGAAUGAGUGGUGCUGA